CAUGCCACAGCAUGUUCCGUGAGUGAGAAGUAAUGCCUUCACUGCUGUCUCCCAGUCUACGGCUUUAAAUGGUGCGCGCGCGGCGGUGGCGUUGAGGAGAGGAGAGACCAGCAUGGGCGGGCUGUGUGUGAACAUCCCGUGACCGGCAGCCAGUCUCACGGAGCUAGCGCGCCGCUCGUGUGAUGCACUGUGGCGGAGAUCGACAGGAGAGGAACGGAGGAAAGAACAUCCAGUGAUGGAACUGAGGAGAUCCAGAUGCUCCCCUGUGAACUACACAUCCCAGCAGGCAACAUGAAGAAGGAUGUCCUGGUCAACCUGACAAAAAGUAGAGUCAGUCCAAUCGGACCUCACGCCAUGAUUCCCCAUAGCAACCUCUUUGGAUUGUAACUAAUUAAAAAACGGUUGAACUUUGACCCAACGGAAGGAGGAACAGUUUUUUCUCUUCUCUCCUCUCUUCUUCAGAAGGAAAGAGCUGAAAUUACAACUGUUAUCCCAACGACUCAUUGUGAAAAGACACCUGAUAUACUAUCUGUAAUAAACAUCUCUGAGUGUACUUGUGUAUACGACUGUGGAUAGUCCCUCUAGAAUUGGAUAUUAACUCCAAAACUUUUAAACCAUACCCAUUUCAAUGCUAUCCAAGCAUUCAGGAAUAUAAACUCCUCUUCCUCUUAAUCUCCCCCCCCCCCUUCCUCCUCCUCCUCCUCCCUUCCUCCUCCUCCUCCUCCUCCUCCCCUUCCUCUUCCUCCUACUCUUUUUCCUCUUCCUCAACCUCCUCCUCCUUGGGGACCAUGGAUGUUCUGGGCUUGGUUGCGAGGCUACAGCUAAUGCUCUUGGCACUCCUGAGUGUGUGUCUGAGCCUGGAGUUCACCGGGGCCCCCGGCCAGUGGGCCCGCUACCUCCGCUGGGACGCCAGCACGCGCAGCGACCUCAGCUUCCAGUUCAAAACGGACAUGUCCACGGCGCUGCUACUGUACUUUGACGACGGCGGCUACUGCGACUUCCUGCAGCUGAUGGUGGUGGAAGGCAAGUUGCAGCUGCGCUUCAGCAUUGACUGCGCCGAUAUCGCCAUGGUGUCCGACAAGAGAGUUAAUGACAGCAGCUGGCACUUUGCCACGCUGAGCCGCUACGGCCUGCGGACGGUAUUGGGGCUGGAUGGCCAGGUCAAGGCGGACGAGGUGCGGCCCACCGGCGGUAGCCGCCAGCACAUGAAGAUAAUCAGUGACCUGUUUCUGGGAGGCGUGCCGCCGGACGUCCGUACGUCAGCGCUCACGCUGCCCACAGCGUGCGACGCCCCGCCCUUCAGAGGAACUAUCAUGGAUCUGAAGUAUGGGAACACGGAACCGGUUCUCCUCAGCAGCCUCAGGGUCCGUCUGGAGUCGGACCAGCGCUGUACGGAGAACCCGUGUGAGAAUGGUGGGAGCUGCUCCGUGGUGGAUGGGGAACCCGUGUGUGACUGUUCCAAAACGGAAUACAAGGGCUGUUUCUGCAAUGAAGAGUUCAACGACAAUAUUCCAGGAUUUUCACAUAUGAUGAUGGCAGAACAAGCUAAAAGCAAAGCGCGGGAGGAGAAUGUGGCCACGUUCCGCGGCUCUGAGUACUUCUGCUACGACCUGUCCCAGAACCCUAUCCAGUCCUCCAGCGACGAGAUCACGCUCUCCUUCAAGACGUGGCAGCGCAAUGGCCUGAUCCUCCACACGGGGAAGUCUGCUGACUACGUCAACCUGGCCCUGAAGGACGGAGCCAUGUCCCUGGUCAUCAACCUGGGCUCCGGGGCCUUCGAGGCCAUCGUGGAGCCUGUCAACGGGAAGUUCAAUGACAAUACCUGGCACGACGUCAAGGUCAUGCGCAACCUCAGACAGGUGACGUUAUCGGUUGACGGUAUCCUGACGACCACGGGCUACACCCAGGAGGACUACACCAUGCUGGGAUCCGAUGACUUCUUCUACGUGGGUGGAAGCCCCAGUACCGCUGACUUGCCUGGAUCUCCUGUCAGCAACAACUUCAUGGGCUGCCUCAAAGAGGUGGUCUACAAGAACAACGACAUCUGUCUGGAGCUCUCCCGUCUGGCGCAUAUCGUGGACCCCAAGAUGAAGAUCCAGGGGGAUGUGAUGUUUAAGUGUGAGAACGUGGCCACCAUGGACCCUAUCUCCUUCGAGACCCCCGAGGCCUACAUCAGCCUGCCCAAGUGGAACACCAAGAGAAUGGGUUCCUUGUCCUUUGACUUCAGGACCUCGGAACCCAACGGACUCAUCCUCUUCACCCACGGCAAGCCUCAGGAGCGCAAGGAGGCCCAACGCAGCCAGAAGAACAACAAGGUGGACUUCUUUGCGGUAGAACUGCUGGAUGGCAGUCUGUACCUGCUGUUGGACAUGGGUUCAGGGACCAUCAAGGUCAAAGCCACCCAGAACAAGGUCAACGAUGGAGCCUGGUACCACGUAGACAUACAGAGGGACGGACGCUCAGGCACCAUCUCAGUCAACAGCCGGCGCACUCCAUUCAUGGCCAGCGGAGAGAGUGAGAUCCUGGACCUGGAGGGGGACAUGUACCUAGGUGGUCUACCCUUAGACCGCUCCAACCUCAUCCUGCCCACCGAGCUGUGGACCGCCAUGCUCAACUAUGGCUACGUUGGCUGCGUGCGCGACCUCUUCAUCGACGGGCGCAGCAAGGACAUCCGACAGAUCGCUGAGGCCCAGAACGGCGCCGGCAUCAAGCCGUCGUGCAACAAAGUGGUGGGGAAACAGUGUGAGAGCUACCCGUGUAAGAACAGAGGCGUCUGCAAGGAGGGAUGGAACCGGUUUAUCUGCGAUUGUACUGGCACGGGGUACUGGUCACGUACCUGCGAGAGAGAGGCGUCGAUCUUGAGUUAUGACGGCAGCAUGUACAUGAAGGUGGUGAUGCCCCAGGUGAUGCACACGGAGGCAGAGGACGUGUCUCUGCGUUUCAUGUCCCAGCGGGCCUACGGCCUUCUCAUGGCCACUACCUCGCGAGACUCGGCCGACACGCUGCGUCUAGAGCUGGACGGGGGCCGGGUCAAGCUCACGGUCAACUUAGACUGUGUCAGGAUAAACUGUACUUCCAGCAAGGGACCCGAGACCCUGUAUGCUGGGCAAAAACUCAAUGAUAAUGAGUGGCAUACGGUGCGCGUGGUCCGCCGGGGAAAAACCUACAAGCUCAUGGUGGAUGAUGACAUAGCAGAAGGCCAGAUGGCGGGCGACCACACCCGCCUGGAGUUCCACAACAUCGAGACGGGCAUCAUGACGGAGAGACGAUUCGUCUCGGCCAUCCCCUCUAGCUUCAUUGGACACCUACAGAGUCUCAGGUUCAACGGUUUGCUGUAUAUAGAUCUCUGUAAGAACGGAGACAUCGACUUCUGCGAGCUCAACGCCCGAUUUGGCAUGCGCUCCAUCAUCGCUGACCCUGUGACCUUCAAGACGAAGAGCAGCUACCUGAGCCUGGCCACCCUGCAGGCCUACACCACCAUGCACCUGUUCUUUCAGUUCAAAACCACCUCGCCUGACGGAUUCAUACUGUUCAACAGUGGAGAUGGCAAUGACUUCAUCGCUGUGGAGCUGGUUAAAGGGUACAUCCACUAUGUGUUUGAUCUUGGCAAUGGGCCCAACGUCAUCAAGGGCAACAGCGACCGGGCUCUACAUGACAACCAGUGGCACAAUGUGGUCAUCACUCGUGACAACAGCAACAUUCACACUCUGAAGGUGGACGCCAAGGCAACCAGUCAGGUGGUCAACGGAGCCAAGAACCUCGACCUGACAGGUGACUUGUUUAUCGCUGGGCUGGGCCCUGGUAUGUACGGUAGCCUGCCCAAGCUGGUGGCGUCCAGGGACGGUUUCCAGGGCUGCCUGGCCUCAGUGGACCUCAACGGCCGCCUCCCUGACCUCCUCCAGGACGCUCUUUUCCGCAGCGGGCAGAUAGAGCGCGGAUGCGAAGUCGGUUUCACCAAAGCUGACCUACAAGGUCCUAGCACCACCUGUCAGGAGGACUCAUGUACCAACAUGGGCGUCUGUAUCCAGCAGUGGGAGAACUACACCUGCGACUGCUCCAUGACCUCCUUCACCGGCACGCGGUGCAAUGAUCCUGGGACCACCUAUAUCUUUGGGAAAGGAGGAGGCCUCAUCACGUUCAAGUGGCCAGCCAACGAGAGGCCCAGCACGCGUACAGACAGGCUGACCGUGGGGUUCAGUACCUCCCUAAAGGACAGCAUCCUGGUCCGGAUAGACAGCGCUCCGGGUCUUGGAGACUAUCUCAUGCUCCACAUCGAACAAGGGAAGAUUGGUGUGACGUUUAACAUCGGCACAAUGGACAUCAGCGUGAGAGAGAAUAGCACACCAGUGAAUGACGGGCUGUACCAUGUUGUACGCUUUACCAGAAACGGGGGUAACGCCACACUCCAGGUGGACAACUGGUCUAUCAAUGAACACUUCCCAGGAGCGACGACCGAUAAUGAACGUCUUGAAAUUGCCACUAAGAAAUUCCCGUUGAAAUACGCCCGGCCAGUAGUGGAUUGGCUACAGGAGAAAGGCCGGCAGCUUACCAUAUUCAAUACCCAGGCCUUGGUGACCAUCGGUGGCAGCGACCGCAGUCGGCCCUUCCAGGGACAGCUGUCCGGCCUCUACUACAAUGGCCUGAAAGUCCUCAACAUGGCCGCCGAGGGCAACCCCAACAUCAAAAUCAAUGGCAGCGUCCGGUUGGUGGGUGACACGCCCUCCGUGGCCGGGUCGGCCCGCACUACCGCCCAGCCGCCCGAGUUAUCCACCACCUUUAUUGAGACCACCACCACCAUGUCCACCACCACCACCCGCAAGCACCACUCCUCUCCCACCAUACAGCAGACGACAGAUGACAUGGUGUCUUCGGCAGAGUGUUCCAGUGACGACGAGGACCUGGAGGAGUGCGACUCUGGCCGUGCAGCCCUGCCCACCCAGCCCGGCGUCAACCGAGUCCCGGGACCCCCGGAAGUGUCCCGCCAGUCUAGCAGCACCAUCGGGAUGGUCGUCGGGAUAGUGGCGGCCGCCGCCCUGUGCAUCGUCAUCCUCCUGUACGCCAUGUAUAAGUACAGGAACAGGGACGAGGGUUCCUACCAGGUGGACGAGAGCAGGAAUUACAUCACCAACUCGGCCACGCAGAGCAACGGAGCCGUCCUGAAGGACAAACAGCAAAGCUCGAAAGGCGUCAAAGGAAAAGAAAAAAACAAGGACAAGGAGUAUUACGUUUGAGUGACGGACGUUGAGAGAUGAAAAGAGAGAGGAAGAGAAAGACAGGUAUAGAGAAAUAUAGAACUGUAAUUAACAGUUACCUUCUAAGGAGCUGCGAUGACAAAAUAUGGUAAGAACUAGAACCGUUACUUGAUACUGUGUAGAGUGAACUAUGACAUGUGUUGUAAUAUCAAGAAGACUUACUAUUGUAAGCAUACAGAGAAGGCUAAUAGCAUCUUUUGAGACCUUCCUCUUCUGUCGGGUCGUGUACAACUACUUCACAGUGACUGCAUCAUCAUCCUAAGGGACUUUUAGAACUAUGUGAUCCUUGGCGUAAAAUAUUUUUUGGGGUUUGUUUUUGUAAACCUGUACAAAAUGAAAGAUGUUCGUUAAUCUUGACCGUCUUCAGCAUGUAAGCAACAUGUAGUGCUUUAUCAAGAGUGGGUCAGGAUGAAAAGGAUCAUUGUAAAGUCAAUGAAAAAAAAAUGGACUACUGCUGUUAAAAGAUAUCGUACAUUUUUUUAUUGUAUGGAUGGUUUCGACGUUAUAAAAGUGUGGUGUCUACGCAACAAAUAAAAAAAAACAUCUACUACUCUAUGUAUCAAAUGACACCAAGUGAGCUCAAAUGGCUGAGGAAAGAUCUCUUAGGAUCUCUUCAGAUCUCAGAGCUCUGUUGUCUGUCCUCUGAUCUCAACAUGAUUACUCUCGUUGUGUGACAGACGGACAGAGUGACACUGACGUGUGAUCCUGGCGAGAAGUGGUUGUGACAGACGGACAGAGUGACACUGACGUGUGAUCCUGGCGAGAAGUGGUUACUUGUUUUUGUCUCGGUUAAAAGCAACUGAUAGUAAUGCAUGUAAUCCAUUCUACCACAAGUGUACAGUACAGUACAAUAUACCACUAGAGUACAAUAUACCAUGACAGUACAUACCAGUACAGUAUAUUGUACAGUACAGUACAAUAUACCACUAGAGUACAAUAUACCAUGACAGUACAUACCAGUACAGUACAAUAUACCACUAGAGUACAAUAUACCAUGACAGUACAUACCAGUACAGUACAAUAUACCACUAGAGUACAAUAUACCAUGACAGUACAUACCAGUACAGUACAAUAUACCACUAGAGUACAAUAUACCAUGACAGUACAUACCAGUACAAUAUACCACUAGAGUACAAUAUACCACUAGAGUACAAUAUACCAUGACAGUACAUACCAGUACAGUAUAUUGUACAGUACAGUACAAUAUACCACUAGAGUACAAUAUACCAUGACAGUACAUACCAGUACAGUAUAUUGUACAGUACAGUACAAUAUACCACUAGAGUACAAUAUACCAUGACAGUACAUACCAGUACAGUAUAUUGUACAGUACAGUACAAUAUACCACUAGAGUACAAUAUACCAUGACAGUACAUACCAGUACAGUAUAUUGUACAGUACAGUACAAUAUACCACUAGAGUACAAUAUACCAUGACAGUACAUACCAGUACAGUAUAUUGUACAGUACAGUACAAUAUACCACUAGAGUACAAUAUACCAUGACAGUACAUACCAGUACAGUAUAUUGUACAGUACAGUACAAUAUACCACUAGAGUACAAUAUACCAUGACAGUACAUACCAGUACAGUACAAUAUACCACUAGAGUACAAUAUACCAUGACAGUACAUACCAGUACAGUACAAUAUACCACUAGAGUACAAUAUACCAUGACAGUACAUACCAGUACAGUACAAUAUACCACUAGAGUACAAUAUACCAUGACAGUACAUACCAGUACAAUAUACCACUAGAGUACAAUAUACCACUAGAGUACAAUAUACCAUGACAGUACAUACCAGUACAGUAUAUUGUACAGUACAGUACAAUAUACCACUAGAGUACAAUAUACCAUGACAGUACAUACCAGUACAGUAUAUUGUACAGUACAGUACAAUAUACCACUAGAGUACAAUAUACCAUGACAGUACAUACCAGUACAGUAUAUUGUACAGUACAGUACAAUAUACCACUAGAGUACAAUAUACCAUGACAGUACAUACCAGUACAGUAUAUUGUACAGUACAGUACAAUAUACCACUAGAGUACAAUAUACCAUGACAGUACAUACCAGUACAGUAUAUUGUACAGUACAGUACAAUAUACCACUAGAGUACAAUAUACCAUGACAGUACAUACCAGUACAGUAUAUUGUACAGUACAGUACAUACCAUUACAGUAUAUUGUACAGUACAGCACAUACCAGUACAGUAUAUUGUACAGUACAGUACAUACUAGUACAGUAUAUUGUACAGUACAGUACAAUAUACCACUAGAGUACAAUAUACCAUGACAGUACAUGCCAGUACAGUAUAUUGUACAGUACAGUACAUACCAGUACAGUAUAUUGUACAGUACAGUACAAUAUACCACUAGAGUACAAUAUACCAUGACAGUACAUACCAGUACAGUAUAUUGUACAGUACAGUACAUACUAGUACAGUAUAUUGUACAGUACAGUACAUACUAGUACAGUAUAUUGUACAGUACAGUACAUACCAUUACAGUAUAUUGUACAGUACAGCACAUACCAGUACAGUAUAUUGUACAGUACAGUACAUACUAGUACAGUAUAUUGUACAGUACAGUACAUACUAGUACAGUAUAUUGUACAGUACAGUACAUACCAUUACAGUAUAUUGUACAGUACAGCACAUACCAGUACAGUAUAUUGUACAGUACAGUACAUACUAGUACAGUAUAUUGUACAGUACAGUACAUACCAUUACAGUAUAUUGUACAGUACAGUACAUACCAUUACAGUAUAUUGUACAGUACAGCACAUACCAGUACAGUAUAUUGUACAGUACAGCACAUACCAUUACAGUAUAUUGUACAGUACAGUACAUACCAUUACAGUAUAUUGUACAGUACAGCACAUACCAUUACAGUAUAUUGUACAGUACAGUACAUACCAUUACAGUAUAUUGUACAGUACAGCACAUACCAUUACAGUAUAUUGUACAGUACAGCACAUACCAUUACAGUAUAUUGUACAGUACAGUACAUACUAGUACAGUAUAGUGUACAGUACAGCACAUACCAUUACAGUAUAUUGUACAGUACAGUACAUACCAGUACAGUAUAUUGUACAGUACAGCACAUACCAGUACAGUAUAUUGUACAGUACAGCACAUACAUUACAGUAUAUUGUACAGUACAGCACAUACCAGUACAGUAUAUUGUACAGUACAGUACAUACUAGUACAGUAUAUUGUACAGUACAGCACAUACAUUACAGUAUAUUGUACAGUACAGUACAAUAUAUAAACUUUGCUUGAACAGUCCUUUUCUCUCUAAAGGCCAAACUUUAUACUUCGUCAUCAUCAAGACCCCACAACUUUUUUGAUUUUAAAUGAUAAAUGAUAAAAUGGUCUGUUGGUUUGCAGUCGUGCUGGUUGUGUCUUUUGCAGGCCUCUGUGUGUUUUGUUAAUCACCUCUCGUUCUAUUUUCUAUGGAGCUGUCCCAUCAAGGUCAGAAUGCAGUACUAUAACACUGUUAAAGAUGUCUAUACAGAAAUAAAGCUAACGUGAAAAGUGUGAAUUCUAUCUGUCACAGUCAAAACUGUGUCAAACAAACACAUUUGUUUACAUAUUUUAUUACAUUAUAGCCGUUGUACUUUGUAGGUACUAGCUAUUGUACAUAACCAUCUAAGUUGUGAUUUUUUUGUAAUUAUAUUGUACAGACUGAUCAUAUGGUUUAUCAGUGUAUUUCACGAAGAAACAUCUAUAACUGUUAACUGACGUGAAAAAAGACUUUGAGAAUACACAUUUUAGUAAAGAUAAUCAAAUACAAGAUGGCCGAUCUUAAUUAUACAAAUGCUUUCUUCUUCUUCUCUGGUUAUUUUAGUGUUAGUUAUAUUUUGAAAAGAUUGAAGAGAAGCUAUAUUAAUGGAAGACUAUAGCUGUUGGAUGCGCAGUUCAGACAAUCUCCUGAAACACCGUGUGAUUCUUACCUCCAGGUCUGGACACUAACAUUCAUGACGAAUCAUUCGCUUUUCAUAUUUGUUUUAUAUAUUUUUGUUAUACAGUGCCUUGCAAAAGUAUUCAUCCCCCUUGAUGUUUUUCCUAUUUUGUUGCAUUACAACCUGUAAUUUAAAUUGAUUUUUAUUUGGAUUUCAUGUAAUGGACAUACACAAAAUAGUCCAAAUUGGUGAAGUGAAAUGAAAAAAAAUCACUUGUUUCAAAAUAUGUAAAAAAAAAUAAAAAUACGGAAAAGUGGUUCGUGCAUAUGUCUUCAACCCCUUUGCUAUGAAGCCCCUAAAUAAGAUCUGGUGCAACCAAUUACCUUCAGAAGUCACAUAAUUAGUUAAAUAAAGUCCACCUGUGUGCAAUCUAAGUGUCACAUGAUCUCAGUGUAUAUACACCUGUUCUGAAGGGCCCCAGAGUCUGCAACACCACUAAGCACGGGGCACCACCAAGCAAGCGACACCAUGAAGACCAAGGAGCUCUCCAAGUAGGUCAGGGACAAAGUUGUGGAGAAGUACAGAUCAGGGUUUGGUUAUAAAUAAAUAUCAGGAACUUUGAACAUCCCAUGGAGCACCAAUAAAUCCAUUAUUAAAAAAUGGAAAGAAUAUGGCACCACAACAAACCUGCCAAGAGAGGGCCGCCCACCAAAACUCACAGACCAGGCAAGGAUGGCAUUAAUCACAGAGGCAACAAAGAGACCAAAGAUAAUCCUGAAGGAGAUGCAGAGCUCUACAGCGGAGAUUGGAGUAUCUGUCCAUAGGACCACUUUAAGCUGUACACUCCACAGAAUUGGGCUAUAUGGAAGAGUGGCCAAAAAAAGCCAUUGCUUAAAGAAAGAAAUUUGCAAAUACGUUUGGUGUUCGCCAAAAGGCAUGUGGGAGACUCCCCAAACAUAUGGAAGAAGGUACUUAGGUCAGAUGAAACAAAAAUUUAGCUUUUUGGCAAUCAAGGAAAACGCUAUAUCUGGCGCAAACCCAACACCUAGCAUUACCCCUAGAACACCAACCCCACAGUGAAGCAUGGUAGUGGCAGCAUCAUGCUGUGUGGAUAUUUUUCCUCGGCAGGGACUGGGAAACUGGUCAGAAUUGAGGAAAUGAUGGAUGACGCUAAAUACAGGGAAAUUCUUGAGGGAAUCCUUUGUCUUCCAGAGAUUUGAGACUGGGAUGGAGGUUCACCUUCCAGGAGGACAAUGACCCUAAGCAUACUGCUAAAGCAACAUUCAAGAGGUUUAAUGGGAAACAUUUAAAUGUAUUGGAAUGGCCUAGUCAAAGCCCAGACCUCAAUCCGAUUGAGAAUCUGUGGUAUGACUUAAAGAUUGCUGUACACCAGCGGAACCCAUCCAAGUUGAAGCAGCUGGAGCAGUUUUGCCUUGAAGAAUGGGCAAAAAUACCAGUUGCUAGAUGUGCCAAGCUGAUAGAGAUAUCCCAAGAGGCUUGCAGCUGUAAUUGCUUGUCUUAUUUCUUGUUCGUUUCACAAAAAAAUAUAUUUUUCAUCUUAAAGGGGUAGGUAUGUGGUGUAAAUUGAAUGAUACAACAUUUAAGGUUAAAGGCAACAAAAUAGGAAAAAUUCCAAGGUGUGUGAACUUUUACUUUCACAACUUUUACUUUCGCAAGGCACUGUAUAUAUACUGUAUAUGUAUAUAUAUAUUUUCAGGAUCCUUAUAUUUUUAUAUAUUUUAUUUGAUUUAAUUUGUGACUAUGGCCAGACUGUUUGUAAUCACUGACACUUUGGUGUUUUUGUCAUCUUUAGUUUUAUUAGAUUAUUAUUAUUUUGGAGUAUUUCAAUAUUGUUUUCUAUUAGUUUUUAUAUUUUUUCAUGCUCUUUUUUUCCAUGAAUUGCUUUGCAAUAAAAUGUUCUUCCCAAA
Molecule: messenger RNA, 11084 nt
Organism: Salvelinus fontinalis (brook trout)
Lineage: Eukaryota; Metazoa; Chordata; Actinopteri; Salmoniformes; Salmonidae
Product: neurexin-3a-like
Exons: 25
Coding region: 789-5231 (1480 amino acids)
Source: RefSeq, a predicted model, not a curated record